Molecule: messenger RNA, 1944 nt
Organism: Suricata suricatta (meerkat)
Lineage: Eukaryota; Metazoa; Chordata; Mammalia; Carnivora; Herpestidae
Gene: C8H16orf54
Product: chromosome 8 C16orf54 homolog
Exons: 2
Coding region: 134-808 (224 amino acids)
Source: RefSeq, a predicted model, not a curated record
AGUUGGGGCACCGUUGCCCAGCAACAGGUGGUGCCCGCCUUUCCGGCCUCAUCUGAGGCAACUGCCGGCACCCUGCACAGGGAGGAGUGCUCUGAAGAGAGAGGCAGGAGCCCUGGGGCUGCCCUGACAUAAGAUGUCUUCAACCCCAGAGCAGCCCUCUGGGCACAUGGAGGGACUCUCUGAGUCGGAGCUGGUUACGUGGCCUCCACUGCCCUGUGGGCCCUGCAUCCCCAUCAUGCUGGCCUUGGCCUUUCUUGCCGCCCUCUUCCUCCUAACCACAGCUGUGUUGGCCGAACGCCUCUUCCGCCGCUCUCUGCGCCCAGACCCCAACUACCAUGCACCCACCCUGGUCUGGCGUCCUGGAGGAGAGCUGUGGAUCGAGCCCAGGGGCACUCCCCGAGAGCGCUCGGAAGACUGGUAUGGCUCUGCAGUCCCCUUGCUGAUGGAUGGGGCCCCAGAUCCUCCCACCCCUGGGGGCACCUUGGAGGCCCGAGCCACAGCCCCACCAGUCCCCACAGCUCCACUCACCCCUCCCAGCUCCGUGGUCCUCCAGAGCCCACCCAGGGCCCCAGUCCGCAGCACCUUCUGGGGGCCCCAGGCUUUGGAGGAGAGGCCCUACGCCCCAGGCCUGGUGAGCUGGGCUGAGCCUGAACUGAGGCCAGAGGCCAGCAUGCACUUGGGGAGCCCACAGCCCCGGAGGCAGCGGCUGGGGAGCCCUGAUCCUGAGUGGGGCCUCCAGCCACGGGUCACCCUGGAGCAGAUCUCAGCUUUCUGGAGGCGUGAAGGUCGGACCAGUGUGGGGUUCUGAUUCCCAAGGGCCUGGAGGACUGGCCUCUCCUGAGGAAGGCCCUACCUCAGAGGGUCUCUCUGAGGCCUUAAGACUCUGAGGCUCCAGCCUGUGAGCCCAAGUUCAUACUUGGGCCCACAGGGAAGAACACCCCUCUGAAGGCCUUUUACAUCCGGAUUUCAAGUCCCUGGAUCUGGGACUGGGCAGGCACUGUAUGGACAGAGCAUGUGCUGCAGGGGAAGCCCAGAAGUGUCUCUCUGGCUGCCCAGGGCGGAGGCUCAGAGAAUUGGAGGUGGUGCCAACUAUGGGCCACAAGCCGCCAAAUCACAUUCUAGAUUAAGAAAGAUCUCAAGAUAACAAACAGGUAGGAAAUAGCAUCAUCACAGAAGCUUCCGCCUUCCUUCAUUGUCACCUAAGACAGCGACAUCAAGUGCAGGGGUCCUGUGGAGGCUGAAGAACAGACUGAGUGUAGCUGAGUGUCAGUCCUGCCAGCAGAAGAGGACAGGAGGCCAGCCUCCCAGAGCCACGGCUUGUGUGCCUCCAGGAAAACACAGACUGAGGUCAAGAGCAGGCAAAGGAGCACCAUACUACGUCCAAACUGUAGCUUUGACCCCAUCUUGCAACAGGAAACUCGGUCACCAAAUUGGAGAGGCCCCUCCUUGCCUCCAGCUAGGACCUCGAGUCAGUGGACAUCAGCGGACAGCGGUCCCACGAAGGCUGACACCUGGCAGCCCUCUGACUCUGACCCUCCAGGGUGAGGGAGGCCGGCCCACACAAUCUGAGUUUGAUCCCGUGCAGAAAGGAGCACUGUCACAGGGCAGAGCAGUGCCCAGUGUGCGGGCUCUGGCCAUCCUCCCUCCCAGCUUGCUGGAUCAAUCCAGAUAGACAGAUUUGCCCCGUGACAGGCUUAUUUAUAAUGCUCCACCCGGUAGAAAUAUUCCACCCAGUGGAAAUGAUUCUAUAACCAUCUGUAUCACCUGGCCACCCCUCUGGGAGGAGAGCCAGGGGCUGUGUUCCCGGGGGUCCAAUUUCCCAAACAUUCCAUCAUGCAUGUUAGGAUUUUUGCCUUAUCAUCUUACCACCUGUACUAUUAUUUACUUUAUUUGUUUCUGUAAGGUAAUUUACUAUUUGUUUAAUAAAUUUAUUGCAAAGGAACA